Messenger RNA from Leptinotarsa decemlineata (Colorado potato beetle), 1957 nucleotides. RefSeq names its product tektin-3. Gene Ontology annotation, cellular component: microtubule cytoskeleton; nucleus. Lineage: Eukaryota; Metazoa; Arthropoda; Insecta; Coleoptera; Chrysomelidae. Gene Ontology annotation, biological process: cilium movement involved in cell motility; cilium assembly. The record is from RefSeq and is a predicted model, not a curated record.
ACAGUAACCGAAAUAACGAAUUUAUUCCAUUUGGCUUUUACACACUGUAUAGCUGGUCCUUUGAGCCGGAUUGAAUGUUCAUCUCUUGUUUCUCUGACUCACCCGGUAACACCGUACAAUAUUGCAAAAAUAUCUAUACUUUUCGCUCGUUGGUAUUAUUGAUUCCCCGAAUUUGGGUCGGUGGUUUAUAUAUCCACACCGAAUUAGGGAUAUCUUAGGCCAUGGCAAUGGUACAGACUGGCACUAAUGCCGGCUUUAACAGAAUGACGGUGAAAGAAAGUGAUUUGCUUCGAGAAAUGGGUAGCAUCUGCUAUUUGCGGGUUGAUCUACGGCAUCGGAAGGUGGCUGACGAGUGUUUUGGAAAUUAUACGGGAAUCCUGAUCCGAUGAUAUUUGGCCAGGAAAGAGAACGAAGGAGCCGAUACAACAGACAACUGCAACCAUGGAGUCCAGAAGAAGAAACCCCCUUUGUGGAGCAGUUCUCAGGGAGGCAAAUGCCAGCCAUAGUUGGUGGGCAGUAUUAUCCCACAGCUCAAACACCACAUACCUGGAGACCGACCUAUGAGAAUCGCCGUAUAAUGCCGCUAUCCAGUCAAUCGACAACUAACGCUAUGAUCGACUCGUGUCCAACUUCCUACGGAAUCGCCCCAGAGCCGUUGAAAUUUCCUAAUUUGGUAACGGGGGUGAAUCGCAACCCUGCCCAUACUGCUAGGGUGGCAUUGUACACCAGAUAUACGCCCUUGGAAUGGACCCAGAGUAACUUGAGGUACUACAAUCAGGCGGAUACCAACCGGAAUUAUUCUGAGAGACUUCGCGGGGACUUCGUCAGAGUUAUGAGGGAAACCGACGAAAAGACAGCGCAAGGGCAAAGAGAAUCCGGCAGACGUUUGGGGGAGAGAAUCACGGAAACUACGUUCUGGAGAAACGAACUUAGGAGCGAGUUGGAACGCCUCUUGAUGGAGAUAAAUCUGUUGCAGGAUUCUAGAAGGGCGCUCAAAAAGGCGAUCGAAGAUAUCGAGGGACCCCUGCACAUCGCGCAAGAAUGUUUAUACCAUCGGGAGAAAAGACGAGGAAUUGACUUGGUACAUGACAACGUCGAACAAUCUCUGUUGAAAGAAAUCGAAACGUAUCGGAAUGCGCAAGAAAGGCUGAAAUGCCUCUACGAAAAAGUGCAAGACCAAUUGCGCGUUAGCAGAGCCGUUCAGCAUGAACUUGAGGCGGAUGUCAAAAGCAAGGAGUCCACUCUGGGCAUUGACAAUAUGUGCCACCAACUGAAUAACUACUCCAAAGGUAUCAAUUACUAUGGCGGAAUCGAGACCUUCGAUCCGACUUUGAGCACUCCCGUCACGUGGGCCGAAAACAGCAACAGAAUAAUACAAAAAUCUCAAGGCGAAAGAGGACGUUCCUCCCAAAUGCGUUCCGAUGCCGAAAAUCUCAUCAACAGCUGCGCCCAAGAGUCCUGGAAUGGUUGGAGUAAUACAAACAACGCGCUCGCUAGAAGAACCGCGGAAACCAUGGAGACCAAGUCGAAACUUCAAAUGUAUCUCCACAAAGUGCAACAAGAAAUAUUCGACUUGGAGAAGCAUAUAGAACUCCUCAAAAAGGCCAUUUUGGACAAAAGUCACCCCAUGAAAGUAGCACACACACGCUUGGAGGCUAGAACUCAUCGGAAAGACAUCGAAUUAUGCAGAGAUCCAGCCCAGAAAAGGUUAGUUCACGAGGUUAAAGACCUGCAAGAUAAUAUCGAGACGUUGCACAGAAAACUACAAGAAGCUGAGGCGCAGCACCAGCAGUUGCUCAAAACGCGAUCAGAUCUAGAAUCCGAUCUCCACAACAAAGUUAAUUCGUUGUUCAUCGAUCGCGAAAAUUGCAUGGGAAUGAGACGUUCUUUUCCUAUCAAUGCUAUCAUGAAGUACUAAAGUUGUGUUAGUGUUUCAAUAAAUGUCGUUGUUAUGAAA